AUGGGUUUGCGAGGCGUUGGCUUCCUCCUCCAGUGUUACCUGAUGUUGGCAGCAGCCAUGUAUUUUGAGCUCGGAGAGCAGGAGGAAAAAUGCAUCAUCGAGGAGAUUCCUGAAGACACUCUGGUCACUGGGUAUUUCUUGUUGGAGCCUUGGGAUUUGAAGAAAGCCACCCGCUCCCCUCACCUCGGUGUCACUCUGACAGUCAGAGAUCCAAAUCAUGAGAUUCAGAUGUCCAAACGCUACGGUAAAUUCAGCAAGUUCACCUUCACAGCUCACGCGUCUGGUCAGCACUUCUUCUGCUUCCAAACCAACUCCACCAGGUUUUCUGUCUUUGCAGGAGAGAGGCUGAAGCUACAUUUGGACAUUCAGAUGGGAGAGCAUACGAUCGGCCACGACACUGACAAAACCAAAGACAAGAUGGAGACUCUGGAGAACAACUUGAGCCAUCUCGUAGAUCAGAUGAAGUACAUCACCAUGCAGCAGGAGUACCAGAGGGAGAAAGAGGACAAGUUCCGGCAGAUCAGCGAGGUGACCAACAGCAAAGUGCUGUGGUGGGCCGUGGUGCAGACCACCAUCCUGCUGUCAGUCGGUUUCUGGCAGAUGAAACAACUUAAAGACUUCUUCAUUGCCAAGAAGCUGGUCUGAUGAUGACCUCUGACCUCUCCACCUGAGGCCUGAUAACCUUAUAGCGUCUCUGGCUACACCUGCAAUGUGUAAACUGUACGCUAGACACUUCAAACAUGGAAUAUACGAUACGAUAAACACCAACAUUGAUUUGAAAGAGUUGUUUGUAUACAACAUGGUCACUCUUACCAAAACUACACAAUCAAUGUCUCCUCUGUACCUGUUCUGUAGCCGUGGUGACAGUGAGCUUUGGUUUUUGCUCCUCGUCUAUUAGUGAUAGUCUUAGUUUUGUUUUUAGAGCUAUAUGUGACUUAAUAUUACCCACUGUUGUUCAUUGAUCAUGAUUAAAGGGUUGUUUCUACACACACGGCCUCUGCUGCUGCUGUUUCUGUAUGUUUAGUUAUCUCGAUUUUAAUGUGAAACUUUCCACUCUAAUUAGCUGUGGUGGUUAUGUCCUGAAUAUGGGAAACAAACCACCACUCCUAAAUGAAUGUAGAUAAAAUACUGCCACAGUAUUUAUUUUCAAUAUAGUUUUCUGGAGUUAAUAGUCAAAUGUGUUUUUCUUUCCCAUCUUCUCUGUCCUGUUUUCUUCUCUUUAACUUUGUUGCCCUUAAUACAAUAAUACCUUGGGAUUGAGUUCUUUGUAAUCUUAGCUGAUGAAAGACUGAUAAGAAUAUUCGUUUUAUUGUAAGAAAAAUAUGCACCAGAUUCAUCAGGACAGAAAAGAUAACAGCUAGUGACACAAAGGGAAAAUUAAUAAAAGUAAUUUGAAGGAGGAUUGUUUUGUUCUUUUGUCUUAUUUCUCUUUUGAAGGAGUAAGAAAAAUAAAUGACUCAAAUCACAAAUUAUCCAAGUUUUAGGAGAGAUUCAAUUACUCAGGCAAUGACCCUUCUGUCUUUGAAUACAAAUAAACUAGCAAAUGUUCGUAGCUAGCUAGCUAGAUGACUAGUUAGCAUAGUGUAAAAAAGAAAAUGACGUUAUGUGCUCAUAGCUGUUUUGGAAAUUUCGACCCUGACUGAUAGUUACAGUAGUUAGUUAUAUAAAGUGUAUCAUAUAUAUUGUUAAUAUAGUUAUUU
Molecule: messenger RNA, 1700 nt
Organism: Acanthopagrus latus (yellowfin seabream)
Lineage: Eukaryota; Metazoa; Chordata; Actinopteri; Spariformes; Sparidae
Product: transmembrane emp24 domain-containing protein 11
Exons: 5
Coding region: 1-645 (214 amino acids)
Biological process (GO): Golgi organization; endoplasmic reticulum to Golgi vesicle-mediated transport; intracellular protein transport
Cellular component (GO): endoplasmic reticulum-Golgi intermediate compartment; Golgi apparatus; endoplasmic reticulum
Source: RefSeq, a predicted model, not a curated record